ACGUUGGGACGAUAGGUCGCGUCACUUUUUCAUGAAAAGGUCACUUCCUUCUCUCUGCCAGCCUGGAUGCAGGCUGGGUAGUCCUUAAAUGGAGUUUCUUUAAUCUUCACACUUAGGAUGCCGGAUGUUCCAUUUCCAGAACAACUUCUCCCGGUCUCCGUGGCACUGGGUCACCAGCGGGUUGGAGCUCUGCGGUCCUUGCCGCCGUCGCAGUCACCGGAUUCCUGCAGCCGUUCUGCGAACCGUGCCCCACUUGCAUCUGCACAACCUCUGCUGCUCCCCCGCCGCCACCGCCUCGGCGCCCUUCCACUGGCCCUCGUUCCCCCAAUGUCUGACUCUGAUUCUCGGACUGAGAAACGCAAGAAAAAAAGACCAAAUGGCCAAGCAACCUUCUGAUGUAAGUUCUGAGUGUGACAGAGAAGGUGGACAAUUGCAGCCUGCUGAGAGGCCUCCCCAGCUCAGGCCUGGGGCCCCUACCUCCCUACAGACAGAACCGCAAGGUAAUCCCGACGGCGAAGGGGACCGCUGCCCCCACGGCAGCCCUCAGGGCCCGCUGGCCCCAACGGCCAGCCCUGGCCCUUUUGCUACCAGAUCCCCACUUUUCAUCCGUGUGAGAAGAUCUUCUCUGCUGUCCCGGUCCUCCAGUGGGUAUUUCUCUUUUGACACAGACAGGAGUCCGGCACCCAUGAGUUGUGACAAGUCAACACAAACCCCAAGUCCUCAUUGCCAGGUCUUCAACCAUUAUCUCAGUGCAAUGGCUUCCAUAAGGCAGUCUCAGGAGGAACCUGCAGAUAUUCGCCCGGAGAUCUGGAUUGCACAGGAGCUUCGGAGGAUUGGAGACGAGUUCAACGAAUCUUACGCAAGAAGGGUAAAUAACUACCCAGAGGCCGAGGAGCACGCUCACCACCCUCAAAUGGUUAUUUUACAACUGUUACGAUUCAUCCUCCGUCUAGUAUGGAGAAGGCAUUGACAGGAUCUUCCCGCUGCCAGGAUAAAAACGUGGACAUUGCUCUUGUUCAGACCGCCAGAACCCCAGCACUUUGGUCUCUCGGCGCUGUGACGAUGCAGCCGGUGGCUCUAUCCCAGAGAGGUGCUGCGGGUGGACGACACACUGCCCUGUGUCGAUGUGAACGUCACCCUUCUGUGUGUCACCACAUGGCAGGAUUUCCAGGAGACGUUUGUGUGAAUGUAAACAGGGAGGGUUCUUCUCGUCUAGUGUCCAGAGCCUGGGUCUUUGGAGGAGAGUCACCAUGCGGGGAAGGUGUUUACAUGCAGUGUGUUCCUUUGUUUUUCCAACCUACUUUCUUUGAUAACCAUUUGGGUUUUUUUUUUGUUGUUGUUCGUUUUUUGUUUGGGGGUUUUUCUGGUGGGUUUUUUUUUUUUUUUUUUCAGAAAAAAACAUGAAAACUCUUUAGCCAACUUGUGGAUGAUUUUUAUAUUGAAAUUCUAAGAACCUGUUGCCUACUCUCAGAGGAUUCUGUAAACCUGCAGUAGGAACUGAGCCGGCCGCUUUAGAAGGCUGUCUUAGUUUAUUUUUGGAGAUUACUGUGUACAGACUUUUUAAACGGGGAGAGUAUGGUGUUUCCCCUCUCCCCUCUGCCAUGGCUUCUUUGAGUUUCUUUUUUGAUUGUCACUACCAAAACAGUUCUUACGAAAUGGUAAGGAUGAAAGUGGCCAAGGGUCAGUUUUGGUGUGCCACCCCCAUUUUGUAAAUACCUCCUUAGCUCAGUUGCUUCUGUGGCAAAAUUUCACACGUUCUGUGUUUUCCCUCAUCUCCUCCUCCUCAGUCUGUCUCCACACUGACGCACAGGUUUGGCCCAGGGUGUUCUCAUGAGGCCAUGUCUUUGGGUCAGCAAGGGCUAGGGGCUGCCCGGAUUGUUCCCAGCCCCAUCGAUCAAGCUGACUCGUGAGAAGGGCUCUUGUCACUUCACUUCUUCGGGGUGGGUUUGUUUGUCUCUUACAUCCUGAGAGAAUGCAGACUUGCAACACUUGCUGAAGCUGUUAGCUCUUGGUUGCAGGUUUUGCUGCAGUCAUAGGCUCUGCCUUGCAUGUACCAGGUGGGUGAGAGCCCACACUUUUGGGGAUUGGCCAGGUCCUUUAGGAAGCAAGGGGCUCAGGUAUUCAUUUUCCAUGCUACUUGGCACUUAGCCCUGCUCAUCCCGCCUGGCCCAUGACACCUGAACUCCAUCCCCAUUCCUUUAACCCACCUUGAGAUAAAGACUGGCUCUGCUUCACCAGUCACUGUAUAUAGGAAACCUCCAUUACACCAGGUGAAACGUGCUUUUUGGUCUUCCAAAAGAUGACUGACUACUUUCUUCUCCAUUUUGUGUCCGGGGUGGGGGGUGCUCUCUCUUGGUACCUGCCCCUUAGGAUCAUGUGCCCCAGAAGGCCACACAUUGGUCAGCCAUUUCAGGAGCAGGCAGGACUGGAGGUGUACAGCCUGGGGAAGGAGCACUUCCCCACCACAUGUAGAGGACCUGGCUUCCAUCCCCAGCACCUCCCAAAGCAAACAGCACGGAUAACCAGGGAGGAGGACACAGAAAAAGGACAGAGGGAAAACCA
This is a messenger RNA of Arvicola amphibius (Eurasian water vole), 2562 nucleotides long. RefSeq names its product BCL2 like 11 (gene Bcl2l11). The coding region runs from base 125 to 970 and encodes 281 amino acids. The transcript is spliced from 5 exons. The record is from RefSeq and is a predicted model, not a curated record. Gene Ontology annotation, biological process: meiosis I. NCBI's taxonomy places the organism in Eukaryota, Metazoa, Chordata, Mammalia, Rodentia, Cricetidae.